Messenger RNA from Pygocentrus nattereri (red-bellied piranha), 11433 nucleotides. RefSeq names its product protein quaking. The record is from RefSeq and is a predicted model, not a curated record. NCBI's taxonomy places the organism in Eukaryota, Metazoa, Chordata, Actinopteri, Characiformes, Serrasalmidae. The transcript has 7 exons. Gene Ontology annotation, biological process: regulation of mRNA splicing, via spliceosome. Gene Ontology annotation, cellular component: nucleus. Gene Ontology annotation, molecular function: mRNA binding. The coding region runs from base 726 to 1769 and encodes 347 amino acids.
CAGAGAGAGAGAGAGAGUGAGAGUGAGAGAGAGAGAGAGACAGAGAGAGAGAGAGAGCGAGCGAGAGAGAGGAAGGAGGAGACGGACGGACACCUCCACAGUCAGGCACAGGCAGCAGUGAGGAACUCGGGGAGAGGGAGCCACACAUACGCCGCCUCCCCAACAACAACAACAGCAACAACAACCGAGCCGAGCGGAGAAGUGAAGGGCCAAAUCUCACAGGACAGACAGCGGGUCUGAGCGCGUCACCGCGCCGAAGACUCACUCCGCCUCGCCGGACUCGCCUUGUGGCUGGAGUGAAGGGGGUUCCGACAAACUUGUGGAAUUUACCGGGCAGACUGCAGACUGAGACCCGGGCUGCCUCCGACUCCGGCACACUUACCUUAUUUUUUCUACGGUUUAAUUUAAUUUGUGCGUGAACUGCGUUGAGAAGAGCAGUUGCGCGCGCGCUUGUGUGUGUAUGUGUGUGUGUGUGUGCGUGUGUGUGUAUGUGCGCGUGAGGAGAAACUGCAGCUUUGGCUGCUGACAGUCAGACAGCAGCGUUAGCAGCACCAGCUCUUCUCCUCCUCCUCCUCCUUCGUGCGUUCAGCCAGAGACCCGACACUUGUUUCUCCUCAUCGGUUCUCCCAGCAUUUCCACUCCCGCGCCUUCGUCUGGCUGUGUUUUUACUGCUCUCCGUCUUAGCAUUUGUGCGCUCCGGGGCCUCAGCUGUGAUUUUUUGGAAUAUGGUGGGGGAAAUGGAAGCGAAGGAGAAACCGAAGCCUAGCCCAGACUAUCUCAUGCAGCUCAUGAACGACAAGAAACUGAUGAGCAGUCUGCCCAACUUCUGUGGCAUCUUCAACCACCUCGAACGGCUUCUGGACGAAGAGAUCAGCAGGGUACGGAAGGACAUGUACAAUGACACGUUAAAUGGCAGCACAGAGAAGAGGAGCUCGGAGCUGCCAGAUGCUGUGGGUCCCAUCGUUCAGCUCCAAGAGAAGCUCUAUGUGCCUGUUAAAGAAUACCCUGAUUUUAAUUUCGUGGGCCGGAUCCUGGGCCCGCGGGGGCUCACCGCCAAGCAGCUGGAGGCUGAGACAGGAUGCAAGAUCAUGGUGAGAGGCAAAGGCUCCAUGAGAGACAAAAAAAAGGAGGAGCAGAACAGGGGCAAGCCAAACUGGGAGCACCUGAACGAGGACCUGCACGUCCUGAUUACAGUUGAAGAUGCUCAGAAUCGUGCCGAGAUCAAACUGAAGCGGGCCGUGGAGGAGGUCAAUAAGCUACUGGUGCCUGCGGCUGAAGGAGAGGACAGUCUGAAGAAGAUGCAGCUGAUGGAACUGGCCAUUCUGAACGGCACGUACAGGGAUGCCAACAUUAAAUCGCCUGCCCUUGCCUUCUCUCUUGCAGCGAGUGCCCAAGCACCCCGCAUCAUCGCCGGCCCUGCCCCCGUCCUUCCGCCGGCUGCCCUGCGCACCCCAACGCCUGCUGGCCCCACCAUCAUGCCCCUCAUCCGCCAGAUUCAGACCGUCAUGCCCAACGGCUCGGCCCACCCUGCCGCCGCCGCCACCCUGGUGCCACCUGGCCCAGAGUCAGCAGGCCUGAUUUAUGCCGCGCCCUAUGAGUACCCGUACACACUGGCACCUGCCACAUCCAUCCUGGAGUACCCUAUUGACUCCAACGGGGUGUUAGCAUCCUCAAAGGCCGAAGAGCUGCCCCUCUACCUGGGCUUUCAGACCUGUCACUUUCCCAUCACUGUCCAGCGCGGAGAGCCGACCAGCCGGCCUCCUUUUUAAAGCACCCUCCAACCCUUUCCCUUAUCUGACCCACAGUCACUACUCCAGCUCCCUCACCCACCCCCCUCCCCACUCUCUCCCAAUCCCCACCCCAAAACCACCCGUCUUUGUCGGACUGACCGGAAAGCGGCUUCCCAGUGGCUCUUUCAUUGUUUAUCUCUUCUGAAACCACAUCUUUUUUUUAUUGUUUUGUUUUCAUUUGUAAUGAAUGUGCUGUGUUCAAACUGUGUACCGUAAUACGAGGGAGAUCUUAAAAAAAAAAAAAGCACUGAGCCCCAAACUGCUGCAAACCUUCUCUGAAUGCUCCCUCCAUUCCCCACCCUCUUAGGGUGGGCCGGUCCGGAGGGGCCAUCAGGAGGAGUAACAUGACGACGGUGAGGGGACAGUGGGGGUCAGAGAAGGGCUGCUUUGGGAGACAGAGGUUGAUGGGGCAUCUGUUAUAAGCAAAGCUCAGCCGUUGUAGGACAGUUUGACGGGGCUUUUCAGGCUUGUUUACAGAAAAAUAUGAACAAAUGUAAUAAAUAUAUGACCAAACUGUCUCUGAGAGGCCUUGCUUUGCAGGGUCUCGGGUCUGGACUGCCCUAAAACGGCUUUGGUAAUGCAUGGGUAAUGCGACUGGAACUAAUUUCCCAUUCCCUUCCUUUAUUCUUUAGGUGUGGCUUUCCCCACGAAAGGCUAAAAGUGCUUUUGAGGAUCCUUACUGAGCCCCUCAUCCGAUCUGAGUGUUAACACACAUGCGCUUUCGUUUCAACGCGGCCUUGUUUUUGAUGAACCAUGAAUAUGAGUCUAGCAGUCAGUCAGACACACUGUUUUUGUUUACACUGGCCACUCCUCACCCAAAGAGGCUCCGCUCCUAGCAUAUAUAUAUAUAUAUAUAUAUAUAUAUAUAUAUAUAUAUACACAUAUAUAUAUAUACAUGUAUGUGCCCCCUUAGCCGUAAAAAGUAUUUGCAUAGUCACAGGACUGUUCUACUGACUGCUAUGUUUUUGGUUUAGGAGAGAAAACAUCAAUUAUUAUCUUGCUUUACUAAUCACUUAAUUCAUAGCUGUUGUAUUUUCUACCCUUUUCUCUUAUUUUUAACUACUGCUGAUGUGCCUAAAUGCUAUCGGCUCUGUGCCUUUGCUCAGAGAGCGAGUUUAUCAGUAUUAUAUUUAAACAUGGGACUGAAGACAUGCACUUCCCUGUUGUUCCACUGCAGGAUUAUGUGACUAGUAAAGCCUCCCUUCUGUGUGCGUUUGUGUGUACGCGUGUGCUCGUCACUAAUGUCCAUCAUACAUUAUCCAAGCAACGCAUAGAUCCACUUGGGAUGUAUGCAAUCGUCGUGUUUUUGUUUUGUUAUGUUUGUUUAUUUGUUUGUUUGUUUUCAGUUGCUAGUUUUAAAGAUGAAAGACAAGUAUUAUUUGUGCCUUAACUUUUAUUUUUUUUAUUAUUUGCAAAACAAUGUUCAAUUUUGAACCGUAUUUGGUCAUACAGCUAUAUAACGUCUGUCGAGUUUGAUCUUAAAUUGAUCUGUUUCAUGAAAAAUUGUGAAGUUUUGAUUGAUCUAAUCUGUGUUUUUGGUGAUAUUAUUGCAAUCCAAGCAGGUGCAGUGACAACUAAAGUUCGAAGGCACGAAAUGCGGGUCCAUCCUUACCAAAGGGUAGUGACCACAGACAGAGGUUAGUUUAGCUCACAUGCUUUUUGUUUUUAUCACCAAUGGCCUCUUAUGUUGUUGGUUCUGGUCUAUUGUGCAGUAUAUGUAGUGUGCAGACUGUUCCUGGCUCAACAACAUUCACAAUUAGCCUGCAUUUUUUUCAAAUAAAAAGCUCCCACCAUCCGUGAGGACAUAUAGUACAAACAGGACCUGCACUGCAGAAAUGAAGUGGUUGACUUCCAUUCCAUUAUUUCGAUGACCUUGUGAAUUUGACAUGAUGUUGAUGACAAAUAAUGGACCGUCUUGCAUGAAAAUGUGCUUUAGACACCCUUCAACAUCCCAUAACCUCACUGACUCUGUUGGUAAGGUUAGCUAUUUAUGUUUAUUUAUUUUACAGUCCCUAGUUGCAUUAUGAAUAUUUACCUUAUAACAAAGCUAAAGUGGAUUACAUUUUAAUAAUCAAUGGUCACACAUAUAGCCUACAGUUUUUUAAAACAGGUGAUUAAAAACUAUGCAUGUUUGUUUAUGUAGAUAGUAGGGGCAGAUGUUGUUAAAGGAGCUACAUGUAAGAUUAAAAGUGAUUGGCUUCUAAAUUCUACCAUUGUGUUUGAUGUUGCCUUCUGUGAGCUGAAGCUUGAGCCUGCAUUGUAAUCCAUUCUGCUUGAGUUGCUGGCCGUGUUUUGAUGAAUUUGCCAUGUGAACUGGCCCAACUGCACACCAGUUUAGAAACAAAUAUAAGCUCAUGUUGCUGUGUGUGGGCUCACGGUGCCAAUUUAUGAACAUCUUUCAUGAUUAAAUCUUACAUGUCACUUCUCUAACAUUUCCACAAGCCAGAAUUUAUCUUGAAGUGUCCCAAUGUUUUCUACAUUUUCCAGAUUGUGAAGUCCAUAUAUAUGUCAUUAAUACACAGUCAACCCCAAUAAAUUCUAGUCUGUGGAAAAGAUUUUUCUUCAUUGUCAAAAGUCCAUGUUCACUUGGGAAAGAGACAAACAGUGAAGGGUUAAACCAUGCAGAGGUUAUUUUACAUCAAUAGCAAUAAUACAAUGAUAACAACAACAAAUUUUAAGCGCAUAAAUAAUAAUAAUAUAAACACUUCUUGUGAGGUACUUUUUAGACAGUUCUCAACUCUGAAGUGAGUACAGGGGAAAACAGUGAUAGCAUGCAAAUUGAAGCUUUAAUUUUGUGAAAUAAAAGAACAUUAAAAGUUGCAGCUGCAAUAUACAGGAUGAUUCAAAAAGACUGAUCUGAUUUCAAAAUGAUUUACUUCAUUUAUAAAACAUUCCAAAACAAUGCAGUAAAUUGUAAAUGUGCAUAAAGUUUAGUAUGUAAUGUUACAAGCACUCAAUAUGCACCUCCUCCAGCUCUACGGACAAGAAUGAACACCAUAGUCAAAUUCAUCCCAUACUUGAUUGAGCAUGUCGGAUGUCACUGUACUCACGGCUCUUUCAGUGCAAUUUCAGAGAUCAUCCAGUAUUGCGGAAGCAACAACAAACGCUCUGAGCUGUUGGAGGUUCACUGCUGACAAAAAUCAGGUUGUACAGUUAUGACAGAUUCACUCUUAUUGAAGUGGACAAUGCAGAACGCUUUAUGCUCAGGGGUCUCCAUCUCCUCACAAACUGAAGGGAGCCAUCUUCCAUUGACAGUCAGAAACUCUGUGACCCCUUCUUUCAAUUGGUAUGUGAUUGGUUCCCAGGCACCUCAUGGUUGUAAAAAUGUGGUGCUUUGAAAUCGGAUAAAUCUUUUUGAAUCACCCUGUAUUGUCAUCUUUAAUUUGGCCGCUAAAUUGUUUUUAAUCUGGUAACUAGGGACAGAGUUGCGAACGUUGCAAGAGCUGUACCAUCUGAGGCUGUUUAGCUUAGCUUUCUUCCCUGAAGCCAUUUUUGAACAGCCCAUUUCGCCUGAUGUACGACAGAUGCUUUUACUGUUUGCUUUUAAAGCCUGACGCUGUGAUGUGAAGAUGUAUUAAAGUGUGCACUGUAGAAGAUAAGACUACUUUCAGCACCGAGCGCAGCUCAACAGUCACAAUUCUACAACAAACCCAUCUGAGUUAAUGUGGUAUUAAUGUAGGAUAACUUGCUUAAACAUUCAUUUAUUAGUGUUUGGCUAUGCUUUACUUGAAAUAAUUCAAUAAAUGAACGACAGCAGAGGGUUUUGUAACCGGUCACUGGGGAGUGUUACUACAGGAACUCAGUUAACUGUCACUGGGCACACACCUAAUUGGAUAAUAAUAUCUGGUUUGAAACAGUGCCUGAGGAUAUUGACAAUGAAGAUCAGUCACACAGAUUUCCACAUGAUGUUUGAUGUGAUGGAGUAUACAGACAUUUAAGGAAUCUGCUAAAAAUAAUUGGUGUAAAAGACCACACAAACAGAUCAUUGACUGCAACAAUGUGACAUUUGUGAAAACUGUACAUGAUUUGACCUCACAGUCCUGCAUUCAUUCCAGCAGUCUCCACUGCAACUGACCCUCACUGUGAAAGUAAGAACCUUUAAAACUGUGUUGCGAUUACUUCUAUCUCCAAAUGUCUACUCAUUGACAUUUAGGGGUCUGGUGGUACUUCUGACUGACUGAAUCCAGGUGAAAUAGCGUAGUUAAGAGUAUGUAUGAGAAAGCAGAGAUAGUUGUGGGGUGCCGUCUUAAGCUUGGCGCUCUUAAACAGCUACAGCUGUUACAGAUCAGAAUUGUCUCAUGAGAUUUUUAAUUCCUUUUUUUUCCAUUGUUGUCAUUUAUCAUAUAUUUCUCAUAUUUUUUGUUUUAUACUGUAAAUGUUUUAUAUUAUGGUACUACUGCUUUCAAGAGAAUCUACUUUUGAGAACCCAUUUGCACAGAACUUCCAAAUUUCCAAUCUGCGCAUUCUUACUGGAUUGCCAAUCUGCAGCUACGUUGCCGAUCUACUUUUUUUAUUUUAGCAGUUUUUUUUUUUUUUGUUUUUAUUUCCACCUGUUGUAUUUUCCUCAUUUGUAAAGACAUACUAUGUGGCACAACUCUUUAUUUUGCACUGAAUGAGUCAGAAGCAUUCAUCUCCUUUGCUCCACAAAGAGCGGACACGUUGAAAAAAGUGAAAACUACAUCAAACCUCAGACGACGGAACUGACCAGAAUGCGAUCAAAGCUGUGUAGUCUUAAGGUUGACCACUGUGGUGUGGACGAAACCGCUGUGGAUUUGAUCACGUCAGAGUAUAAAUACAUUUAUGAGAAAUAUUCCACUUGAUACUUUUUUUUUUACAUUUUACUGUAAGCUUCUCUUUAUUUUUUGUUGUUGCAAAGAAAAUAGUAUUUACUUGUGGCUUCUUAAAAACAUAUAUAAAUAUAUAUAUAAAAAAAUAUAAAGCAGGAAUGUAUAUGAAAUGUCAGAUUUUACUUGUAUUUUGCAAAGAGAUAGCAAUGAUAUUAUAGAGGGCUAUUUGUAGGAAAGAAAAAUAUGCAUCAUAGUGGCUUUAUAGCACCACCUUAGAGAAUUUCCUAUAUUUUUGGAUAUAUGUUAGGGCUUUAUAUGAACGACAGGACUUUUUUCAGUGUUUAUAUGCAAAAGCAUUUUAUAUUAUGUGUCCUGUGAAUUGUCAAUAGUCUGCAACGCUGAGGGUAAUGGAUAAAAUUCCCACAGCUUGUGUUUCCAUGGCUAUUAUGCUAUCUAGAGAAUACCUUGUAGUGUUGCUUUGUAUCAUUAAGGCCAUGAUUUUUAUGUUGUUGUAAAUAGAAGGAAAAAAAAGAAUUUGAAAAGGCAAUAAAAAUUUUAUUGAGUACAAAAACAACCAACACCUGUUUUGGCCCUAAAUUAUUUCGCCGUUCAAUGCGGACUUCUCAAAUUCCCUUCUGCCCACGGUCUUAACAAGAAGACAUAGUAAUCCAUCUCCAUCAUAACUAUCGGCUUGCUGCUUGAACCUCUAAAGAGCUCUCGUGCUUGAAGGGGAAUACCACCGAUUUUUCAUAAUUAAUUUGUUAAGCUGAGAGCAGUCAUUCAGAGAGGUUUGGUGUGAAGUUUUCUAGAGAAACUUGUUUUUUGUGACAGGAACCAGACACUUUUAAAAGUUCCCAGAAGAUUAUUACAUGCAUUGUUUUUCGAAAGAUUUAAGUUUAAAUAUGUUAAUGGUGAAGGGUUAUAUGCAGAGUGUUAAAGGCAAAAUAGCACCAAAACAUUUUAUUUAUUUAUUUUUCUGAUUUACAAAUAUUUUACCAUUAACCUUACAUGUAAAAGCUCAGAGGACACAUGUAGGUUCACUGGUCAUUUUAGUUGGUAAAUAGUUUUUACAUGGCUAUAAAAAGUCAGGGUAGAGUAAGUUUCAUGUCAAAUCAGACUGAAUGAAUUUAUUUAUAGCUCAACAAUUUAGUUAUGCAGAAAAUUAGGUGGAAUUCUCCUUCAAAAGCAGUCAGGUAAAAAACCUGUGCUGGCUGCUCUCCAAUCUGUCCUUUCAUUUCAUUAGAAACUCUGUCCAUUUACUUGACUGCUACUAACCAAUAGACAUGUUUACUGCCGUUGUGUUCUGUUUUCAUUUGUCAGAUGUUUGUCUCUUUUCAUUUCUUCCUUUGUUAACAAGCGACCUACUUGAACAGGCAUGCUGUCAGUAAAAUCAUGCUUUGAUUUUACUGCACUGUUUAGAGCCAAACGUUCUUUGAGCGCUUCCCAAACUCAGUUGGAUUUGUUCAAAAUUAUAAGCGCUUGAAUGUGGAGCCUAAUUGUGAUCAGUUUAUCAUAUUGUCAUCCUGCCGUCACUAGCUGAAACUAAUCUCCUCUCUAUCUUUUUCUUUUCCUCCCUCUUUUGUUUCCUUUCUUUCCCCCCCUUCCUUUCUGUUUCUCUAACCCACCCAGCCACCACCGGCAACUAACCCCUGACCUUCUGACCUCUCAACUUCACCCAAUGAUGACCUGCCCAUUACCUGCCUGCAGAUCACUUCUCUGCUCUAAACAAAAACAAAAAAGAACCAAUGUAAAAGAAAAUGAGUAAAAGAAAGACAGAAUAUUAAACAGCCUUCACUGGUCAAUGGCAGUGAAGAAGCAGCUUCCCUGCACCUGACGUAUGGACACCCGCCAAUGGCUGGAAGAAGCCCUCCGGUUCAAACUGGUCUGUUUGAAGUGGACCGCCCUGCCACUGUAGACCUGCACUCAGUCUUUUGUAAAGCAAUAAGCAAUAAUGAUUAGCCUACCCUUCUCCACCAACUCCACCAAACGGAGGCUACAAACAUCCUUACACACCACACAUGACUGUAGACCCCCAUGGCAACAGCCUUCAGUCAAGGGAAAAGGAUUCACGGCACUCAUUACCCAUCGGUUGGUAACUAUCUGAAUGUAUUGUGUGCUGGUGUGGCAUUAGUGCAUGCACCGUUCUCUCCCAGUACAUUAGCUCCCUCUUCUACUCUCAGAUUUCACAUGUGCAUCAAAAGGGAACAUUAUCGUAAAUGCAUACGAACACAGAAAGAAGAAAAAUGAAGCAUCCCCCCCUUCAAAACAACCGAACACUUUUCAGUGGACGAGUUUCUCUGAGGAUGUAUAAGCCAUGCUUGCCUAUCUGCUGUACAAAUGUAUGAAAUUUGUAGAUAGAAAAAUGUUUAAAGAGGAAAAAAAAAACAACACAGAGUCAAAGAACACAUGUACAGAAAAGAACACUUUUAUUAUCCUCCAGUGCAGGGGAAGAAGAGAACAUAUAUAUUUUUACAAAUGAGACUUUUAUACUCGCAAGUAUUGUAAAGUGAACAAAAGACAAAAAUAAAAAACAAAAUCAUACCGAACCCUUUAUGAAGUGAAAACAAUCCAGUUUUCUGUAAUUGGAUGUAGAAACGGAUGACCAAAACAACCCUUCAGUCCUAUUGAUGAAGGGUUGAAAUGGAAACAUAACGAAGUGCCUUAUUGUGGUUCUCAUGGUUUCUUCGAUCUGAAUGUGUCAUAUUAGUGGUGAAUGAACAGACCAGAGUUCAGUGCAUGCAGCUUUCUCCAAGCAAGGAACGAAAUUGUGGAAUGUGCCAUGAAUGAUGUCAUUCUGUCAUCAAUCUCCUUACGUAAUCUACAGCAACUACUGUGAAUUAUGUGGUAAUUUCUAUUAAACUAAUGGGGGCCCAUACUGCCCUUUAGAGAUUAAGGCCCAAAUUAAGUUUUUUGUUUUAACUGUAUCACAGUUUUAACAAUAAAUAUUCUUAAAUGCUGGAGUUAAUGUAUAUUCUAAUUCACCCUUUAACCCUGAAUGUUGGCGUGCAGACUGCUGGUCACCAUAGCAAAGACAAAAGUCUGGCUUAACUAUUAGCUAACGAGACAAAAAAGAGAAAGAUUUAAGAUGAAAAAUGAUCAUUUGGAGAUUAAUGGGCUUAUUUGCUUUUAUAAUCACUCCAGCUGGUUUUCUGAUAUGUUUAAUCUGCAACAAGAAGAGUCAGCUUCUCAUUUACCAGCUUCUUGCUCAAAUGUACCCAUUCCACUUUAAAUAGUGCAGCAGUUCUGGUGCCACAGGCACCAUUUAAGGUGGAGCAGGGAAAUUCAACCAAGAAGUUGGUGGAAGAGAAGCUGACUUUAGCCUCAUAAAACGUCAAACACUGAGGGAAAUUUUACAAGAAACUGUUCUACUCAGCUACAGCUGAGCUAAAGCUUAAAGCAGAGAAAAGUUAGCAUACGUUUUAAUUUACACUAUAUUUUUAGUUUAUACUAGUACUACUGAGACAUAUUUACAGCCAAGGUGGUAAAAUGGACAUAAAAUGUUGUGGCUCCCAAGGUGGUUUGAUUUUUAUUGAAAGGGCAAAUUGGCUCUUCUUAACAUUUGGAUUGCGACUCCUGAGUAACAGACCUAUUAGCAUGUUUUACCUUGACUGUUUUCAGUAGUGCACUCACUUUUACCAGAUUACUGAUUCAUCUGCCGCUGGAUAUUUCAAGAACUUAACCCUUAGGUUUUUAUCCAAGACAUAAUAAUGAAUUACAUCCUAUUGCAAUACUUGCAUAGUUUAAAUACAUUCAUGAGUUUAAUGAAUAAAAAGAAAUGAAAAAUUAUAGACAUGGAUUUUUUUUACUUCCCAGAAAUCAUUAGGCCUGCUCUGAAGGCCUAGAAGGCCCUGAGGGUUCCCUUCUGGUAUGUAUAUGUUAAACAUGAAGACAUUCAGGUCUAGGUUGAACAAUAAGUCUGAAAUAGGAAUAGCAUUGUGCCUAAAACCUGAGACUUCUUCACCGAGGCUUUAAUACUGUGGUCAAUAUUCCCCACUUUACAGUUGCUGAAAGAAUAAUCCAUAACCUUUGGUGCAAUAUAGGUCAAUAUUCAGUGUGGCUCAUUUUCAGCCUAAUAGACAGGUAGUGUCAGACAGGUAAAGCAUGAGAUAUGGUUAUAAUGUGAACUGCAGCAAAGACGCGCCACCGUUACCAUCAGAUUUGUGUUCUUUAGUGGAAGCUGCAUGUACUGCCCAUGCUGGACUGCACCAUACUACUGUGUUGCGUGUCCCCCUGACCCCCAGAUCUUUCUUUACUAUGCAACAGAAUGGCCUCUGACGUCUUGUGGGGAGUCUCUGUGUCAACAUGUCUUCCUGUCCCGUCCUCACUUCACCACCACUUUCGGUUCAGAUUCUGCUGUGCCAUGACAGUAUUAUUGUAACUAUGAAGGUAUUAUAACUGAGGUCCAAUGUGUUUUUUGGAAUAAAAUGAAAAAUAGCCUGUUAUGUCAAAACCACAUUUGUUUUUAAUAGUUAAGAUUGUGAGAAAGGGUCAAAUUUCUACAGUACAGGUUAGAUCUAUAUAUGGGCAAGCCGUACCAUCAAUAUCGCAUGAUAUUUUACCCUCAAUAGCAAUUAAAGUAUAAAUCUGGUUUGGUUUGCUUUUCAAAAUGAGUUUUCCAGGAUUAUUCAGUUUAUCGAUGUGAAUGUUCUUUACCAUCUGAGUGAAAAUGUGUGUUGCAGACUUGCAGACAGAAGUCUCUGUGUUAGCUCCAUGCUACGUGUGCGCCCCUGCCCAAGUAUUGCCUAUGAGAAAAUACGUAUGUCUGUAUCAACAGCCAUUGUUACAAGUUUAUACCGUAUUUUUCUAUCUUAUUUUAUAUGUAUGUAAUAAACUACAUUAAAUGCCUUGUCUCCAUA